UACAGAUGGAAAGCGUGGACGUGGUGAAGUUCUCUGGAUGAGGGAUGUCCUGUUGUCCUCCCAUGAGCCAUGGCGUCCAUGCAUCGAUGCAGCACUUGGGACUGACUACUGCCCUCUUUGGGGCCUGAAUGGGUCCUGGGAUAUAGUAGAGAAUGCCAACACCUGUUCUAAUGCUUCCCUAAGAGUCAAGACUUCCUGUUCUGGGAAGAAGUGGUACCCAAGCCCUCAAAACCCUUGAGGCCUCCCUGGAAAUCCAGAUGCAUCGCAGGUUCCCCAGAGUCUGAGGCCAGUACCAUGAUGGGGACAUCGCUGAAGGUCAUGUCUGAGCAGGGUAUAAGGAGGGCAGGGGGAUUGAGGGUGGCGAGGAGCAGAUUGGGACCCCUGGGCUCACCCAGAUGCUCUGACCCGUCCCCAGCAUCAUUGGUGUCAACAACGAUGAGUAUGGCUGGCUCCUCCCCAUGGCAGUUGACUCUGGUUAUAACCAGAAGGACAUGGACAGCAAGGCCAUCUAGGAUCUAUUGAAGAAAACAGUCAAGGAGAUGAUGCUGCCUCCUGGUUUUGGGGACAUGCUGAUGGAAGUGUACCUGGGGGAGAGUGAGGACCCCCAGACCCUCAAGGCCCAGUUCCAGGAGAUGAUGGCAGACGGCCUCUUUGUGAUGCCUGCGCUCCAAGUGGCCCAUCUUCAGCGUCGCCACGCCCCCGUGUACUUCUAUGAGUUCCAGCAGCGACCCAGCUACUGGGAGUACCUCAAGCCGCCCCACGUGAAGGCCGACCACAGCGAUGAAUUUCUCUUUGUCUUCAGAUCGUUUUUCUGGGGCAACCAAGUGCCCCUCACUGAGGAGGAGGAGCUGCUGAGCAGGAGGGUGAUGAAGUACUGGGCCAACUUUGCUCGCAGCGGGAACCCCAACGGCGAGGGCCUGCCGUACUGGCCCGUGUUCGACCAGGACGAGCGAUACCUGCAGCUGAACGUGCAGCCUGCAGUGGGCCAGGCCCUGAAGGCCCACAGGCGCAAAUUCUGGACCAAAUAUCUGCCCCAGAAGGUCCAGGAGCUGAUGGGGCCAGAGCAGAAGCACAAAGAGCUGUAGCCGCCUGUGUUAGGCAGGAGGAAGGGCUCAGGAGAAAGUGCCCUCACCACCCGCAGGGACUGCCGGCUGAAUCCUCCAUCCACGGCCAUCCACUCGGCCGGCCCAUUCAGCAUUCAUGCCGCAAACGUGCAUGCAGCUACAAAGGUCAAAUCAGAUACUUAGCGCUCUUUGCUUUAAGGAUCCUUGAACUCUGUCUUCUAGUUCUGUUGACAUACACGAUAAGGAGUAAACUUCAGUCACCCUACCGUGACCUAGAGCUCUACAACCUCUUGCUUCCAGCUGUAUUCUGGUAACUGUUACCCAACCUCUGCAGAGGCUUCCCCUCCUGCCUCUCCUACCCGCUGGUGACCACUGUUGUUCUCUCUACUGCUACGGGGUCAACUUGUGUAGCUUCUACAAGUGAGUGCAGGGGUCAGUGCUGUGGCACAACCAGUUAUGCCACAACCUGGGAUGCCGGAAUCCUAUAUGGGUGCAGGUUGGAGUCCUGGCUGCUCCAUUUCCAAUCGAGCUCCCUGCUAAUGGCCUGGGAAGCCAGUGGAGGAUGGUCCAGUACCUGGGCCCCUGCACCUGCAUGAAGACCUGGAGGAAGCUCCUGGCUCCUGGCUUUGGAUCAGCUCAGCUCUGGCCGCUGCAGGCAUUUCAGGAGUGAACCAGCGGAUGGAAGACCUUUCUCUCUCUCGGGCACUACCUCUCUCUGUAACUCUUUCAAAUAAAUAAAAAUAAGUAUUUAAAAAAAGUGAGU
Molecule: messenger RNA, 1827 nt
Organism: Oryctolagus cuniculus (rabbit)
Lineage: Eukaryota; Metazoa; Chordata; Mammalia; Lagomorpha; Leporidae
Source: RefSeq, a predicted model, not a curated record